Messenger RNA from Tachysurus fulvidraco (yellow catfish), 6588 nucleotides. RefSeq names its product phospholipase C, gamma 1 (gene plcg1). Gene Ontology annotation, biological process: positive regulation of epithelial cell migration; phosphatidylinositol-mediated signaling; phospholipid catabolic process. The transcript is spliced from 33 exons. The record is from RefSeq and is a predicted model, not a curated record. Bases 379 to 4314 code for a protein of 1311 amino acids. Lineage: Eukaryota; Metazoa; Chordata; Actinopteri; Siluriformes; Bagridae. Gene Ontology annotation, molecular function: phosphatidylinositol-4,5-bisphosphate phospholipase C activity; protein binding.
AGGGCCGCAGCGGCCGCGUCUCAAUCCGAGCAGCUCGGGUUUUUUUUUUCUAUGGGCGCAAAAACCCGGAGGAAGCAGCAGCAGAAACCAGGAGCAGAGACACACACACGGCUUCAAUCGGGCCUGAGACAUGCUGUAAUACCCGGACACACACACACACACACACACACACACACACACACACACACACACACACACACACACACAGACGUGCGGCGGCCCCGGAGAUGAGCAGCAGGACUGAGAUUGUGCUGAGACUCUGUGCGUCUGUGCGCCGUCACUGCGCUCUUCUGUUCACGGUGUCCCAUUCAGGAGGAGGUGCAGGAGCCUCUAAAUUGUUCUGAAAAGGGAAAAGGAGAACAAACAGGGGAAGUGGCCAUGGCUACAGCUCCCUCCUUCUUCUCCAACGGACCCGGGCCUUGGACGCCGAGCGACACGGAGAUGAACAGCGUGUACAGAGACUUGGAGCUCGGCACCGUGCUCACGCUCUUCUACUCGAAGAAAUCCCAGAGGCCCGAGAGGAGGACGUUUCAGGUGAAGCUGGAGACGAGACAGAUCAUAUGGACCAGAGGGACGGACAAGAUCGAGGGAGAAAUCGAUAUUCGAGAGAUUAAGGAGAUCCGGUCGGGACAGAAGUCUCGGGACUUUGAGCGUUAUGUGGAGGACUCGGCUAUCAGACCUGACCAGGCACACUGCUUCGUCAUCCUCUAUGGCACAGAGUUUCGCCUCAAAUCCCUCAGUCUGGCAGCAACGUCAGAUGAGGAGAUGUCCAUGUGGGUGAAGGGUCUGAACUGGCUCGUGACCGACACCCUGCGAUCCCCUACUCCUCUACAGAUCGAACGGUGGUUAAGGAAGCAGUUUUACGCUGUCGAUCGCAGCAAAGAAGACAAAAUUUCCUGUAAGGAUCUUAAAAGCAUGCUGAGCCAAGUCAACUACCGAGUCCCUAACAUGAAGUUUCUACGAGAGAAGCUUCCGGACGGAGAUCUGAGGAGUGGCGACGUCUCGUAUAGUCAGUUUGCGCUGCUGUACCGUAGCCUGAUGUUUGAUGCACAGAAAUCUAUGGAUAUUCAAUUCCUUCAAAGUUUUAUCGAGCGGCCCGAGCAGAGGAUCGCGCAGGAGGAUUUUCAGCGCUUUCUGAUUGAGAAUCAGAAGGAGCUUUGGGCUACAGACAAUAACAAGGUUCAGGAGUUUAUGUUUAAUUACCUGAAGGAUCCACUGAGGGAGAUCGAGCAGCCUUAUUUUUAUCAGGAUGAGUUCCUCACCUACCUGUUCUCCAAGGAGAACUCCAUCUGGGAUUCCACACUGGACAACGUGCAUCCUGAGGACAUGAACAAUCCUCUGUCGCACUACUGGAUUUCCUCCUCACAUAAUACCUACCUGACGGGAGACCAGUUUUCCAGCGAGUCAUCUCUGGAGGCGUAUGCCCGCUGCCUGAGGAUGGGCUGCAGAUGCAUUGAGUUGGACUGCUGGGACGGUCCUGAUGGGAUGCCGGUCAUCUAUCACGGUCACACACUCACCACCAAGAUCAAGUUCUGUGAUGUCCUCAAUACUAUCAAAGAGCAUGCAUUCGUCACGUCCGAAUUUCCCAUCAUCCUCUCCAUCGAGGACCACUGCAGCAUCGUGCAGCAGAGGAACAUGGCCAUGUUCUUCAAGAAGGUGUUUGGUGAAAUGCUCCUGACUAAAGCAGUGGACAUUACUGCAGACGGACUUCCAUCACCGAAUCAGCUCAAGAGGAAGAUUCUGAUCAAGCACAAGAAGCUAGCAGAAGGAAGUGCGUAUGAAGAGGUUUCCACGUCCACGCCGUACUCCGAGAACGACAUCAGCAACUCCAUCAAGAAUGGCAUCUUGUUCCUGGAGGACCCCAUCAACCAUGAGUGGUACCCACACUUUUUUGUCCUGACAAGCAGCAAGAUCUACUACUCAGAGGAAACCACCAGUAACCAAGGCAACGAGGAUGAGGAGGAACACCGCGAGGUCGGGAAUGGCAUGGAUCAGCAUGUGAGCGAGAAGUGGUUCCACGGGAAGCUGGGCGCGGGUCGAGACGGCCGGCAGAUUGCAGAGCGUCUCCUCUCGGAGUACUGCCUGGAGACCGGCGCUCCGGACGGUUCCUUCCUGGUGCGGGAGAGCGAGACGUUUGUUGGCGACUACACUUUAUCUUUCUGGCGUUCAGGUCGUGUUCAGCACUGUAGGAUUCACUCUCGCCAAGAAGCCGGCAGCCCCAAAUUCUACCUGACUGACAACCUGGUGUUCGACACACUCUUCGCCCUCAUCACACACUAUCAGCAGGUGGCGCUGCGCUGCAACGAGUUUGAGAUGAAGCUGACUGAGCCUGUGCCUCAGACCAACGCCCACGAGAGCAAAGAGUGGUAUCACGCGUGUCUGACCCGGAGCCAGGCGGAGAACAUGCUGAUGAGGGUGCCGCGUGACGGAGCCUUCCUUGUGAGGAAGAGGACAGAGAUAAAUUCCUACGCCAUCUCCUUUCGAGCUGAGGGGAAGAUUAAACACUGUCGGGUGCAGCAGGAGGGACAGACGGUUGUUCUCGGUACAUCAGAGUUUGACAGUUUGGUGGAUUUGAUCAGUUACUAUGAGAAACACCCGCUGUACCGCAAGAUGAAGCUGCGUUACCCCAUCAACGAGGAGACACUGGAGAAGAUCGGCACUGCUGAACCGGACUAUGGUUCUCUAUAUGAAGGACGGAACCCAGGUUUCUAUGUGGAAGCCAAUCAGAUGCCUACAUUUAAGUGCACUGUGAGAGCGAUGUUCGAGUAUAAGGCUCAGCGUGAUGACGAGCUCUCCUUCGGUAAAAAUGCCAUCAUUCAGAAUGUAGACAAACAGGAAGGAGGCUGGUGGAAAGGUGACUUUGGUGGAAAGAAGCAGCUGUGGUUUCCUGCUAAUUAUGUUGAAGAGAUAAGUCACACAGCAGUAGAACCGGACAGAGGCGCGGCAGAGAACAGCCCACUGGGAGAUCUCCUGAGAGGAAGUGUGGACGUGUCUUCCUGUCAGAUCGUGGUGAGGCCUGAUGGGAAAGGCAGUCGUCCCCAUGUGUUCUCUUUAGUCCCCAUGGGUUCUCCGCGUACAAACGCCAUGCUGGACGUAGCUGCUAGCUCUCAGGAGGAGCUGAAGGACUGGGUGCAGAAAAUCCGUGAGGUCACCAUGACAUCAGAGGCCAAGCUGGAAGAAGGGAAGAUGAUGGAGAGGAGGAAGAAGAUCGCGCUGGAGCUCUCAGACCUGGUGGUGUACUGUCGUCCCGUUCCGUUCGACGAGGACAAAAUUGGGACAGACAGAGCGUGUUUCAGGGACAUGUCCUCGUUCCCGGAGACAAAAGCUGAGAAAUAUGUGAACCGGGUGAAAGGGAAGAAGUUUCUGCAGUACAAUCGGCUUCAGCUGUCGCGUAUCUACCCCCGCGGUCAGCGCCUGGACUCCUCCAACUACGAUCCAUUACCCAUGUGGCUUUGCGGCAGCCAGCUGGUUGCUCUCAACUUUCAGACCGCAGAUAAACCCAUGCAGUUGAACCAGGCUCUGUUUAUGCUGAACGGGAAAAGCGGCUACGUCCUGCAGCCGUCCAUCAUGAGAGACGACAACUUCGACCCGUUCGACAGACACACGCUGAGAGGCGUCGAGGUCGUCACACUGGUCAUAGAGGUGUUGGGUGCGCGACACUUACCUAAGCACGGGCGAGGCAUCGUAUGUCCACUGAUCGAGAUUGAGGUUUGUGGAGCCGAAUACGACUGCACCAAGCAGAAGACUGACUCUGAAGCCGAUAACGGUCUGAACCCCACGUGGCCACACAAGCCGUUCCGCUUCACCGUGUAUAAUCCCACCUUCACCUUCCUGCGCUUCGUCGUCUACGAGAUCGACAUGUUCAACGACCAGAACUUCCUCGCUCAGGCCACCUUCCCCAUCAACUGCCUCAAAACAGGUUACAGGGCUGUGCCACUAAAGAACAGCUAUAACGAGGAUCUGGAGUUAGCAUCGCUGCUCAUCCAUUUGGAUAUCAGUAGAGGCAGGCUUGAGAACGGAGAGAUGUCGAGUCCAUUCCUCGGAGCAAUGGGUGUGAUGACAGCAGGGAGGGAGCGUUUAGGAGAGAGUGUGUCCUCCUUGUCCUCCAUGUCCUCCAUGUCUCCUCUCCCCUCGUCCCCGGCUCAGGCUCAGGCUUUGGGAUAUCGGGGACGUGAGGGAUCCUUCGAGUCUCGAUAUCAGUCACCGCUCGACGACUUCAGAGUGUCACAGGAAGCACUACUGGACCACAUAGACCCUCAGAACAGGUCCAGACUGAUGCGAAGAGCCCGAGUUGGUGGAGACAAUCGCGUGUAGCCUCACCACCCUACACACACACACACACACACACAUACAUACACACACACAUACACACGCACACACACACACACACACACACCACCACCAGGGUCCUGCUCAAGUGCUGAUGUCAUGGACUGCUGUGAAACCUGUUUCUAUGGAAACGUCGUCGCCAGCACUUUUGGCCUACAUUUCAGGCAGAACUCCCACCUCUCUCUCUCUCUCUAUACCUGUCUCACUCUCGGUGUCUCUCUCCCUGCACCCGAAGACCGUGUGAGAGGAAGACGGUGGGAGGGACGCAUCGGGGUCAUGCGGCGUAACGAGACACCGCCUGAUCGACACGUGCAUGUGCGGGACGUUCAGUAGCAUGAAAGACUGAAGAAACAACACCACCUGGGACGGGAUUGUGUUUAAAACUACUUUCAUUUGUUUUCCUUUUAUUUCUCUCUCUCUCUCUCUCUCUCUCUCUCUCUGGUAUAUAGAAACGUAUAGGUCUAUAUAUAAAUAUAUAAAUAUAUUUAUUCCGGCUCUGCUGUGUACCGGAGAACAGCUGCAGCUGAUCUGCUCUCAAAGAGCUUUUCUCCCCGUGUUUGUAUUAUUUAAACGCAAAUUUUUAACUUCCAUAAUGUGACUUUUUUUUUUUUUUUAAUUAACGUACGUGUCUAACACAAGGGCUUGGCUUUUUUUUUUUUUCAUGCUCUUUUCCUCCCACCGACUGAAGCGUCCACAUUCCCCCAGCACGCCCUCACCAUGUUUUUCUUUCGUCCUUUUCUUUCUUUUUUUCCCCCAGUCGAGCGGAAAUCCAAGCAGUCGUAAAACAGAGCGCUCAGGAAGAAGAAACCCCGGCCUUUUUUUUUUUUUUUUUGGGAUUCUGGCAGGCUUCAGAAAACUAGGACCAGGCGGAGGCUUUUUAAUUCUCACUUUUCUAUAAUCAGCUUAUGUAUCAUCUUUAUUAUUUGUGUGUGUUAGAGUCGUUUUUGUUCUUUCCAGGGACCAGGACACAAAGAAGGGAAGGAACGGGUGCCGUGUUUUAGGUCGGAAACGGCUCGCGGUUCGUUUUGAAACGCUUUGGUUGUUUGUUCAUCUCAGCUUUUUUUUUUUAAAUAAUCCUUGUGUAUUUUUUUUUUUUUUAAAGAGUAUUUUAUUUCCCUUCGGUUUUCUGCGUUCACACGAGUCCGUUCCUACUCCAGUGAAGGGGAAGCGCCGUUCGGUCCGUUCUGUAUGUUUUACGGUGUCAAACGUUCUUCUGGAGAGUUUCUAAAUCUGUAACAAUCAUGAACUCCACUCUGAUUCUAAACUUUAAAAAGUUCACAUUUUUCUGGCCCAGAAAUUAGCCCCUCCCCAUUUUCUUUUCCCAACCGAUUUUCAUUGGUCUAUUUAGGAUGAAAAUUGUAUUGACGUCAUUUCAAGUUUGAUUCGACUCCCAGGCGCUAAAGGGCAGUACUAAUACAUCAGAUACGAUAGCAAACCGCUCCUUUAAAAUCGACGUCCGCAGGCAAAAUUUCGUAUUAAAAUGUAAACAUGGACUUGUCGCGUCCUUUGCGUUUUUGUUCGGGCUCGUGAAAGAUUACGUAGUGCAAAAUACGCCGCUUGCUGCUUCUAAUAUCGUUCGAGUCCUUUAUAUUUUUUUUGGUUUGUUUUUAAAGCAAGGACCAAACGGAGCGUAGACUGUGUAGCAUCCGUGAGCUGUUCUUUAGACCCACUUUAACGAUGCACUAUUUGUGUUUUCCUCUUAAUUAGAACGGGUCAGGAAGCAGGCAGGGGCGGGGCUGUCGUCAGGAAACAGGAAGUGCCUAAUAAUAAUGACGUAAAACUUCACAUCGGUUCCAUGCUUUUGAGUUACCAAACUCUUGCCUGAUCAAGUACAGAUGAAACAGGAACCAGAAACGUGCACUUCCUGCCCGAGUGUUUGUUCACACACGAGUUUGAAGGAGAAAGCGGUGACUCGUCUUUCGCCACCGCAACGUUUUUUUUUUUUUAUUCUUUUGAUAAAAAUCUGCGCUGUGUAAAUCUCCUCUUGCCCCCCCCCCCCCGACGUCUGCUUCCGCGUGCCGUCGCGUGAGAGAGCGUGUACAUGUAUAUACAUAUUUAUACGUUAACGACAGACGGACAUUUACGCUUCAUUUUAGACAUUUUGUUACGAUGCUCUUAUUUACGAAUCGAAGCCUUUUUCUGUAACGUGCCUAUGCUAUAUUGAGAAGGGGGAAGGGAGGGGUAUACAUUUUAAUUUUGCCUUUCAUAUGGAACAUAUUCAAGCCUGAUUAAAAUAAUUAAAUAAAGUAUUCAACAAUG